Phialemonium atrogriseum is the source of this 1259-nucleotide messenger RNA. RefSeq lists its product as uncharacterized. NCBI's taxonomy places the organism in Eukaryota, Fungi, Ascomycota, Sordariomycetes, Cephalothecales, Cephalothecaceae. Bases 80 to 1183 code for a protein of 367 amino acids. The record is from RefSeq and is a predicted model, not a curated record. The transcript has 2 exons.
AUCCCAACUAACUUCAGCUUCAGUUCGCUGACCUUUAUUUUCCCUUUUGCCUCGUGAUGUCCCGCUAGACUCAACGAAUAUGGACCCAUUGUCUGUUUCUGCAUCUGUUAUCGGUCUCCUCGGCGCUGGCGCCAAGAUCACCAGCUUUCUAUUCACAUUCGUACAGAAUGCGCGCGAAGCCCCACGCUUGGCGCAGAGCCUUCUAUGGGAGAUGGCAGACAUCGCCGCGGUGCUGGGAUCUUUACAGUGCUAUGUGAGCGGAAGAACACAGGCAUCGGCGGAACGGGGGGCGCUUAUCCGGUUGGAGCAAGUGUUGACCACCUUGACGGGCUGCGUCACGACGUACUCGGACCUUCAGAGGAUCAUCGAUGACCUGAACGUGGAUCCAGAAAUGGGCGCCUUCGAUAAGCUCAAGUGGUCGAAACAAGAGUCGAAGAUCAGUGUUAUUAUGCAACGAUUGCAAAAUCACAAAUCAUCACUCACACUAAUGUUGACAAUCUUGCAAUGUCAAACAAUGCAGGAAGCUGAAAGUUCAACUCGCCGCCUCUGUCUCCUUGUCGAAGAGGUGGUGAGAAGCAACUCGGAACUAGCUGAUCGAAUCAGGGGAUUGGAGCGAGAGGGCUCGGUAAUCGCCAAAUCUACAGCUGGAGGAGACGAAGUAUCGACCAUUUGCCCAAAUCGGAAUGCAGAGGCGGUUUCGUUUAUCGAGACCAGCGAAUCUGCUUUGCAAUUCACCUUCGAGCAUGACUUACAGGCAUCCCAUGUUUACAACCGGACAAUCAACCGGCAUUCCCUGGCGUCCUUCACGAGCACAGCGCUGCACACAACGGCCCUAUCUGUUUUCUCAAACCUCAGCCUAUCGCAAGUUUCCAACAUAUCUUUCUACGCCCUGCCUGUCUACGCUCUUGAUCUGAGCAAUAGCAGCUGCUACAUCUUCGGCCAGGAAGGAGCCCUGCAAAAUGUUCAGAGCCCCCCGUUAUCCUUGACGGCAACAGCUUCCGACGAUGCGCAACGAAAAUCAAGCAAGCCAAGGCCUGAGACUGUUGAGUUGCACCUGCAAACCCAAACGCCCACGAGGCUUCUCGGCCGCUUUGCACGAAGGUCUAAGAUAAGCCGACCGAUAAAUCCCGUUCACGUUGUCCACGUUGGGUAUAACCAAAUCACAAGCGAGUUCACUGUAUGAACCCCCACGCCCAAUUAUUUACUCUGCACCUUUUCUGUAGGCAGACGACAAGCUAACCUCUGACUUUGAGCCUAGG